AUGUUCCCCAAUGGCACCGCCUCCUCUUCUUCCUCUUCUCCUAGCCCCAGCCCGGGCAGCUGCAGCGCAGGCGGCUGCGGCAGGGGCCCCGGGGCUGGCUCUGCKGACGGCAUGGAGGAGCCAGGGCGAAACGCGUCCCAGAAUGGGACCUUAAGCGAGGGCCAGGGGAGCGCAAUUCUCAUCUCUUUCAUCUACUCCGUGGUGUGCCUGGUGGGGCUGUGUGGGAACUCCAUGGUCAUCUACGUGAUCCUGCGCUACGCCAAAAUGAAGACGGCCACCAACAUCUACAUCCUAAACCUGGCCAUUGCUGAUGAGCUGCUCAUGCUCAGCGUGCCCUUUUUGGUCACCUCCACGUUGUUGCGCCACUGGCCUUUCGGCGCGCUGCUCUGCCGCCUCGUGCUCAGCGUGGAUGCGGUCAACAUGUUCACCAGCAUCUACUGUCUGACUGUACUCAGUGUGGACCGCUAUGURGCCGUGGUGCACCCCAUCAAAGCAGCCCGCUAUCGCCGCCCCACAGUGGCCAAAGUGGUGAACCUGGGCGUGUGGGUACUAUCUCUGCUUGUCAUCUUGCCCAUUGUGGUCUUCUCACGCACCGCGGCCAACAGCGAUGGUACGGUGGCCUGCAACAUGCUCAUGCCUGAGCCUGCCCAGCGCUGGUUGGUGGGCUUCGUGUUGUAUACAUUUCUUAUGGGCUUCCUGCUGCCCGUCGGGGCUAUCUGCCUGUGCUAUGUGCUCAUUAUCGCCAAGAUGCGCAUGGUGGCCCUCAAGGCCGGCUGGCAGCAGCGCAAACGCUCUGAGCGCAAGAUCACUUUAAUGGUGAUGAUGGUCGUGAUGGUGUUUGUCAUAUGCUGGAUGCCUUUCUACGUGGUGCAGCUGGUCAACGUGUUCGCUGAGCAGGACGACGCCACGGUGAGCCAGUUGUCGGUCAUCCUUGGCUACGCCAACAGCUGCGCCAAUCCCAUACUUUAUGGUUUCCUCUCGGACAACUUCAAGCGCUCUUUCCAGCGCAUCUUGUGCCUCAGCUGGAUGGACAACGCAGCCGAGGAGCCAGUCGACUACUAUGCCACUGCCCUCAAAAGCAGAGCCUACAGCGUCGAGGACUUUCAGCCUGAGAACCUGGAGUCCGGUGGUGUCUUUCGUAAUGGCACCUGCACUUCCCGGAUCACGACUCUUUGA
Urocitellus parryii (Arctic ground squirrel) is the source of this 1176-nucleotide messenger RNA. It is a transcript of the gene Sstr1, whose product is annotated as somatostatin receptor 1. Gene Ontology annotation, cellular component: neuron projection; plasma membrane. NCBI's taxonomy places the organism in Eukaryota, Metazoa, Chordata, Mammalia, Rodentia, Sciuridae. The record is from RefSeq and is a predicted model, not a curated record. Gene Ontology annotation, biological process: neuropeptide signaling pathway; cellular response to estradiol stimulus. Gene Ontology annotation, molecular function: somatostatin receptor activity; neuropeptide binding.